AUGUGGAAGAAGGCAGGUAAACAGGUGAAAACAACACAGGAUAUCGGAGAUAACAUCGAUAUGUGUGACUAUCAGGAACUGUUGGAGAAGUCUUGGAUUCUCUAUCAUGUAAUGGAUCGUUUUAUAGGAGGCCGGGAGCUAGUAGCCUUAAAAAGAAAGCUGGUGAUAUCAUCUGAAUAUUACGACAAUCUGGAUUCAAUUACGCCGCGGUUUCAUACAGGAAGUCGGGCUGAAGGGAUAGACAUGGCGGGUUCAGACAAAGACAUGAUGAUUGUGGAUAUUGAUACCGUGGUUUCCAGUCCACAGCAAGUUUCAAACAAUCCUCCGGACAUCCGAAAUAAAACAAUGACAAUUAUGACAGAAUCCGACAGCAAUCCUGCUGACAGCCGACCUGGUUAUGUGAAUUUGCAAGUAGCUCAUUUGGGACAAAGAGUCGAUGGUUAUAUGUUCAACGCCAUUGUUCCAGUGGAGGAUGCACAAUUUUUAUCAAGUGAAAUGUACAAUCAUUUGAAAAACGAUAUAAUAAGUAAAGAGCAGUUUAUCACACAUAUUAAUGGCCCAGCUAUUACAAUGACAGGUCAAGACAAUAAUACCGAUUGUGAUAGCGAUACUGUCUAUUCUCUUCCAUGUUACAACUGGCCAAACACAGCGGAUGAGUGGGUAAAUAGGCCUCGAUUGCACGGAUGGCCGAAUAAAAGGUUAAAGGAUCAAAUAGUACGAGGUGGCUGUCAUCUUGUCCCUGUAGGAGAUAAAACGUCUGGUGACUCAUUCUUACCAUGGAGGAUUUCAUUUGUUUCUGCGGAAAGGAAACUGAUUUGUUCUCUCACAUAUGUCCAAUUUUUAACAUACGGACUCCUAAAGUACUUUCUCAAACAGAUAUCUGGAAUGUUGAAGCAGCUACUUGGUGAACCUGAAAUCCUGUCAUCCUACAUUAUGAAAACUGUUGUAUUUCAUGCAGUGGAAAUCACACCCGAUUUCUUUUGGCAGGAGAAACAUAUUUUCCUAUGUUUCAUGUUCUGUAUAAACGUAUUGAUAUCCUGGGUGAGGGCAGGAUACUGUCCUAAUUACUUCAUUAACAGAAACAACAUGUUCUUUGGUAAAGUUUAUGGUGAAAAUCAACAGAAACUUCUUCGUUUCCUCAUAGAUUUUCAUGAUUUGAAAUGGGGAUGUCUUUCAGUCGGUACAUAUAUACAGCCAUCUGUAGGAGAGCGUGUCAACAGAGUACAGAAUGGAGCAUGGGAUGUGGUGCUGCCUCCAGCAACACAGCUAGAAAAGGAAUGCGAUAUGGAGAUAUUCAGAAACGCUUUAUGUUUUCGGAAUUCGCAUGCCGUUCUUCCUGCGUCAUUGACACUCCUGUCUAAAUCAAGAUCAGACGAGGAUGAAUUCAUUCAUUAUGCUUCUGUGGUACGAGCGUUGAGUUACUUAGGUAUGGGUCAAUUUAAGGGACACACAGCAGUGAGCGGAAACAAAACAAGAUACCAAAUUCUGAAAAAGUGCAAGAAAUUUCUGACUCCGCUUGCCUCAUUGUGUGACAGUCCGGGAUUAUUGAUGCUGGCAACAUACAACUACCAAACAGGGAAUUACACUAAAACCCUACAACAAUGUCUAGACCUGAUUUCGUCGUUCAAAGUUUUUUUUGGUCAAGGAAAAAUACGUUUGGAUGACAGAUACGAAAAUCUUUAUUGUGGACAUGGGUACUCUCUGCAAAAGAAAUGUAAGGAAAUGUUUGUAUCAGGAGUCAAGAUUACAGAGAACGCAUCACAAUUUUUCCCAACCCAAUUACAACUAGAGGUCGAAGAGGGUGCUGGGCGUCUUUUCGUUCCACCGCUUCCCUAUGCUGCAUUCCUGUCGUUUUUGUGUUUCCACGAACUUUAUGACACCAGUGGAUGCGAUGCCACACUGUGCUAUCUGAAUGACUUGAAGUACGACGAGAACCAGGGAGUCGGUCUAUACUGGGUAGUCCACAACCUGUUAGGGAUCUGUUAUGAAAUGGUUGGGGAUAUACCCCGGGCUCUCGGCGAAUACAGAGAUUCUCUUGGAGUAGCCAUAUACAGUCAAAAGAUCAAUCCUGCCAAGAAGAGAAUGGAGCGCUUGGAGAAGAGAUAA
Molecule: messenger RNA, 2106 nt
Organism: Ylistrum balloti
Lineage: Eukaryota; Metazoa; Mollusca; Bivalvia; Pectinida; Pectinidae
Exons: 3
Coding region: 1-2106 (701 amino acids)
Source: RefSeq, a predicted model, not a curated record